Messenger RNA from Humulus lupulus (European hop), 330 nucleotides. Its product is annotated as pollen-specific leucine-rich repeat extensin-like protein 2. The record is from RefSeq and is a predicted model, not a curated record. The transcript has a single exon. Bases 1 to 330 code for a protein of 109 amino acids. NCBI's taxonomy places the organism in Eukaryota, Viridiplantae, Streptophyta, Magnoliopsida, Rosales, Cannabaceae.
AUGAGUAUUAGAGUUGCAUACUUGUUUAGUUUAGUGGUAUUGAUCCAUGGAUUAGUACUCCUUUCAAGCCCUUGCUAUGGAGGUAGGGAUCAUGGAGUAUUUUUAGUCUCUGAUUAUUCUGAUGAUCAUGAUCAUCAUCAUCAUGUUUUCUCUUCUCCAACUCCAACUCCAACUCCAUCAUUGAGAGUGGUAGUACAUAAAGUAGGUGAGCGAUCUCCACCACCACCUCCACAUCGUAAUCCCCCAAAGAUAUUCAUAAGUCCUCAACCAGCACCGCAACAGCAGCCGCAGCCGCCUUCUUCGCCACCAACGCCACCGCUCACUUAUUAG